GACUGGAAUUUUGCCCCUCCCCCCUUCAGAUUGAUCCUCAUAGAUCAUAAUCUUUCUUCUACAAUGGUUAUAAAUUACAUGACGGUUAGAACAAGUUGCUCCAUUCACUCGUUGUAUUCUAGUUUUUUUACUAACCCACUGUACAAUCACUUAUAGCCACAGUUAUGCAGUUUCAACCCUCCAUUCUCACUCCUUUCUUCGCCCUUUUCACAAACGCUCAAUCCAUCAGUUUUCCUGAUAUCAGUAUCCCAUCCACACCUAAAACUGAUAUAGCCAACGGCCAAUUAUCCUCAUCCUCAUCCUCAUUUUCAUCAUCUUCCAGCUCUUUUGCAAACGGUCAAGGAAGCAGCAAUAUCCAGCAAGUUAGCACAACGUGUAAUUCCGACGCCAACUGCGAAACUCGGGUCAAUGGCAUCGUUAAUGGGACCGCGGUAGACGCUACAACUCUUGGAACAUCAACUGUGAGGAUAAUUAGCACGAGCACGAUUCCUGCUGCUAGUGGGACCUCACAGCAGAGUGAGCAGACUGCUGGUCCUAUUCGGAACGGAGGGUUGCUCGGGGGAAAUGCAGAUUUGGCAACGAGUGGAACGGCGGGGAGUACUGUGAUUGUUACGAAAACGGCGUCUGCAAAUCCCACUGGUGUGGCGAAGGUGCAGGAUACGAGUAGUGAAGCUAGAAGGGGAAUUGGUAGGACCGGAAAUAUAAUGACGUUGGCACUUGGGAUUGCAAUCGGGGCUUUGGCACUGUAGGCGUCGGUCUUGGAGUGUUUUUAUUCGUCGUAUUGUUAAGAGUAUGGUCAUUGACGCUGUUCUUUCGUUUACAGGAGAAGGGGCAGUACAUAAGGUUCGAUGGUUGAAUCGCUACCAUAAAAGUAGGGCACUGGUCUUUUAAGAUUCUGAACAUGGAUAUAGGAGCUGCGCGGAGUUUCUUGGGGUUCUCAGUACAGGAGUAGCUGCUGGUAUUUUUCUUAAACAGAUGUGUGACUUUGGUCUGCUAAAUUAUUUUCA
This is a messenger RNA of Botrytis cinerea B05.10, 1007 nucleotides long. RefSeq lists its product as hypothetical. Bases 165 to 749 code for a protein of 194 amino acids. Lineage: Eukaryota; Fungi; Ascomycota; Leotiomycetes; Helotiales; Sclerotiniaceae. The transcript has 2 exons. The record is from RefSeq and is a predicted model, not a curated record.